UGUGUCUGUCUUCUACGGCGCCUCUCCGGCGAGCAAGACCGGUGCGACAGGGCCCAACGACCGCCGAGCCAGGGCUGCCGCACGCUGAUAUCUGGACGGGAACGGAUCGCCCGGGCUGCCCACUGGCUGCUCAGUCGUUACCAGAGUGACCCUCACUGUCACAUGAGAAAAGGGACAGACUGAGACUGUCUGCCUGUCUGUCCGCACUCGCAGCUCUCUCACUCACCGUUCUGACGGUCGUCAGGUCUGAAACGGAAUCGGACCCAGGCUAUGAAGGGGUCGUUGAAUGCCGUCAGCAGAUGAGUCUGAUAUACAUUUCCAUCGCCCCCUUCCGACCCCUCGACAGCUGAGCAUCCGUCCAGUGGUGUGUGGGGCGACUGCGUCAGCACGCCGUCCAAAUAGCCGCCCCUCACGCUACUGCACACACAGACAGACAGCGAUCCACCGCCACGUCCGAUGUGUGCCCCUGGAAUACCUACCCAUCGAUGUCCAUGCGCAUGGUGUGGACGGGGGGACCGCUCCAGUAGUAAUGGUAGAUGAUCAUCUCCACGAUGAAGGCGCUCAUCGACACCUGAGUGCACUCACUUGGGCCUGCCGUCCAGCUGCCGCCGUCCUCGGCUUCUUCGUCGAAGGAGACGGCAAACUGGACGGGCGGGUCAUCGUGCUUGAUGUGCUGCUGGAAGGGGUGCUGCUGCAAGGGGUGCACGGCAGUGGUGGGCAGGGGCGGGUUGAGGGUGAGGGCGAACUCAGGCUCGUCGCGGAUUGCGCGGAUCUCGUUGGUGGCGGGGUCGCGGAAGAGCUCGAAGGUACCGUCCUGCUAGCCAUUGGCACGACGGAAGGCCACGUGCCGACUGACGAUCAUCCACUGGGCUGUCACACGGGGCAUCGACAAAUAGGCCUGACACACAGGAGCACACGACGAUGGAUGCACCGCACCUUAUUCUCCCCCUGUUGUGUGAGGUGAGAUGCUCCCUUACCGUCUUGGUGUCGUGCUUCUGCAGGUCAACAGCGUCGAUGGUGAUGGGCAGUUGGCAGUAGCCACACUGACCCGCCACCCGCAGCCCCUUUCCCACCUCUCCCCAGCUGCCGCCCUCCUCCAUCAGCCACAGCGCCUCCAUCUCACCACCGUCGCCCAGCUGAGGCGCAAACCGCACCACGCCCGUCAGACCCGCCUUGUCCACGGCGACGGUCAGUCGGCGACGAAGGGCCAUCUUGACGUGAUCGUUGACGAGUCGUGCAGUCGUCUUGAGGCGGCCGACAGACUGCAGGUCUGUCGAUGUCUGCAGACGAGCCAUGGCGUCGGCCGAGAGGUCAUCUAACUUGGCCUGACCAUAGCAGACAGAAACAGCGCAUCCGCUCAAAAUUGUAUCGGUUGGUAUGCUCACUGACCGAUGCAUCAGUGCGUGACUGAGGGAAGGUGGCCGCCUUGACGAGGGCCUUGAGCGAGGCCCUCAACUUGGCGUACUGAUGCAACGCAGCUAUCAUGUGGAGUGAACAAUCCUGCAGCCAUGCAUUAAUGACACACACAUCCAUACAAACAGACAGACAGACGUCGUUAACGCCACCGGUGGCGUGCGAAUUCUCUUCUCGUUGUCCCAAUGUCGGGCAGUGAGUGCUCUCUUCUGGAGGACAUACGUGCGAUGAGAGAUCUACUGCGUCCAGUGCGGACAAGCGGUACAUCAGGCAGCUGAUCUGCAAGGAGCGACACACACGAGGAGAGAAGAGGAAGGCAUCGUUUGGCUGUCAGUGCGUCAGUCCCAUGUACCUCCGAGUGUUCCUGCUCCAGACCAGACAUGCUGAUGGCCGUCUGCGGCAAAUCCACGGGGAAUUGCUGCGCCAU
This is a messenger RNA of Vitrella brassicaformis, 1840 nucleotides long. The record is from the annotation of a GenBank genome assembly. NCBI's taxonomy places the organism in Eukaryota, Vitrellaceae.